Messenger RNA from Propithecus coquereli (Coquerel's sifaka), 1890 nucleotides. RefSeq names its product glycerol kinase. Gene Ontology annotation, molecular function: glycerol kinase activity. Bases 122 to 1696 code for a protein of 524 amino acids. Gene Ontology annotation, biological process: glycerol-3-phosphate biosynthetic process; glycerol metabolic process; triglyceride metabolic process. Gene Ontology annotation, cellular component: mitochondrion. NCBI's taxonomy places the organism in Eukaryota, Metazoa, Chordata, Mammalia, Primates, Indriidae. The transcript is spliced from 2 exons. The record is from RefSeq and is a predicted model, not a curated record.
AGGGUUCGGGGGACGCGCGCUGCCUCGCUCUCCCACUCGCCACCCGCCCCUCCCCCGCCCGCCGCCGUCGCCCGGGAAACCGGUCGCAGUCGCAGUCGCCCGCCCACUUGAAGCCGGUUUCAUGGCAGCCGCGGAGAAAGCAGUUUGGGGGCCAUUGGUGGGGGCAGUGGACCAGGGCACCAGCUCGACGCGCUUUUUGGUUUUCAAUUCAAAAACAGCCGAACUGCUCAGUCAUCAUCAAGUGGAAAUAAAACAAGAGUUUCCAAGAGAGGGAUGGGUGGAACAAGACCCUAAGGAAAUUCUUCAUUCCGUCUGUGAGUGUGUCGAGAAAACAUGCGAGAAACUUGGACAGCUCAAUAUUGAUAUUUCCAACAUAAAAGCUAUUGGUGUCAGCAACCAGAGGGAAACCACUGUAGUCUGGGACAAGUCAACUGGAGAGCCUCUCUACAAUGCUGUGGUAUGGCUUGAUCUAAGAACCCAGUCUACCGUCGAGAGUCUUAGUAAGAGAAUUCCAGGAAAUAAUAAUUUUGUCAAGUCCAAGACGGGCCUUCCACUUAGCACUUACUUCAGUGCAGUGAAACUUCGUUGGAUCCUCGACAACGUGAGAGAAGUUCAAAAGGCUGUUAAAGAAAAUAGAGCUCUUUUUGGGACCGUCGAUUCAUGGCUUAUUUGGAGCUUGACAGGAGGAGUCAAUGGAGGUGUCCACUGUACGGAUGUAACAAACGCAAGUAGAACGAUGCUUUUCAACAUUCAUUCUUUGGAAUGGGAUAAAGAGCUCUGCGAAUUUUUUGGAAUUCCUAUGGAAAUUCUUCCAAAUGUCCGGAGUUCUUCUGAGAUCUAUGGCCUAAUGAAAGCUGGGGCCUUGGAAGGUGUGCCAAUAUCUGGGUGUUUGGGAGACCAGUCUGCUGCACUGGUGGGACAAAUGUGUUUCCAGGAUGGACAAGCCAAAAACACGUAUGGAACAGGAUGUUUCUUACUAUGUAAUACAGGCCGUAAGUGUGUAUUUUCUGAACACGGCCUUCUCACCACAGUGGCUUACAAACUCGGCAGAGACAAGCCAGUUUUUUAUGCAUUGGAAGGUUCUGUAGCUAUCGCUGGUGCUGUUAUUCGCUGGCUAAGAGACAAUCUUGGAAUUAUAAAGACCUCAGAAGAAAUUGAAAAACUUGCCAAAGAAGUAGGUACUUCUUAUGGCUGCUACUUCGUCCCAGCAUUUUCAGGAUUAUAUGCACCUUACUGGGAUCCCAGUGCAAGAGGGAUAAUCUGUGGACUCACUCAGUUCACCAAUAAAUGCCAUAUUGCUUUUGCUGCUCUAGAAGCUGUUUGUUUCCAAACCCGAGAGAUUUUGGAUGCCAUGAAUCGGGACUGUGGAAUUCCACUCCGUCAUUUGCAGGUAGAUGGAGGAAUGACCAGCAACAAAAUUCUUAUGCAGCUACAAGCAGACAUUCUGUAUAUUCCAGUAGUGAAGCCCUCAAUGCCUGAAACCACUGCGCUGGGCGCUGCCAUGGCGGCAGGGGCAGCAGAAGGAGUCGGCGUUUGGAGUCUAGAACCCGAGGAUUUGUCAGCUGUCACGAUGGAGCGGUUUGAACCUCAGAUCAACGCUGAGGAAAGUGAAAUCCGUUAUUCUACAUGGAAGAAAGCUGUGAUGAAGUCAAUGGGUUGGGUUACGACUCAGUCUCCAGAAAGUGGUAUUCCAUAAAUAAUAUCAACUCGUGGAUUCCCAAGAUGCGAGCUUUUUAUGUAACGAGAGAAUCCUGCAAUUAAUUCUGUUUCUUAAUGUGAUGACACUAUUCAUAGACUAUGAUUUUAUUUAUAAGCCACUUGCUGUAUGAUCCUUCAAGUAGACCUGUGGCUUGAAAUAAAGAAAAUGCAGCAGAAAGAAUGCUAUAGAAA